Acanthocheilonema viteae is the source of this 621-nucleotide messenger RNA. Lineage: Eukaryota; Metazoa; Nematoda; Chromadorea; Rhabditida; Onchocercidae. The record is from the annotation of a GenBank genome assembly.
AUGCAAGUCCGAUUAUUUUUAUUUCAAUUACUUCGUGGUCUUGCAUUUUGCCAUGCGAAGAAAAUUUUGCAUCGAGAUUUGAAACCGCAAAAUUUGUUAUUAAAUGGUAAUGGUGAGUUGAAAUUGGCUGACUUCGGCCUAGCCCGUGCAAAAUCAGUACCAAGUCGAACCUAUUCACAUGAAGUAGUAACGUUAUGGUAUCGACCACCAGAUGUAUUACUCGGUUCAACGGACUAUUCGACAUCUCUCGAUUUGUGGGGUGUUGGAUGUAUAUUCGCUGAAAUGUGUACUGGUGUGGCCCUUUUUCCGGGAACAAAAGAUGUCGGCGAUCAGUUAGAUCGAAUAUUUAGUAUUAGAGGUAUUCCUGAUCCGAAAAAAUGGCCCGAAGUACUUAAGUUACCACAUUAUUCACCCAGCUUUUAUCCACCGUAUCGGGAGUUACCCUGGAGUGAGAUACAUAAAUCUUUGUUGAAUCCAACGGAUCGUAUAUCAGCAAAUGGAGCAAUGAUGCAUCCAUACUUUGGAUGCCUUCCGUCAAGUAUUCAUUUAUUGCCACCCACAGCUUCUAUUUAUUCAUUGCCAAAGAUACGAUCCCUUCAAUGUUCAACUCUUACGUUAUAA